AGCCGUCGUUUGCCUAACGAUGCGUGCGCUGGUGAAUUUGACACACACCGUCAUUCAAAUGUACAUCAUUGUUUUGGGGGACACAGAUGUAUUAUCUGUAGUUGCAUUUUUUCCACGAACAUCUCUAUCUCUCUCAAUCAUAAACAAACGAAGUGUUCAUCAAUUUGCAGCGAAAAACCAGAAAAAAGUGUGCAUUGAAUAGAAAAUUUUGAGUUUUUCCCUGGUGCGUGUGUGUAUUUGCUGGCGAAAAAAUUCGUUCGACAAAUUAUGGAGGAAUACGAUGAAAAUGGUUAUUCGGCUGAGCUGAAGGAAAGGCCUGUUUGUAGGUUCUGUCUUACAACAGAUGAAGCAUUGACCAAUAUUUAUUCGAUCAAAAGUAAUACCAAUUCACAAGUGUCGCUCACCAUGCAAAUUAUGGCCUGCGUUUCGAUUGAGGUAUUUGCUGAUGAUGACUUGCCGAAUACAAUAUGUUAUCCAUGUCGAUUGCUGAUGGAUUACUGCUAUCGAUUCAAGCAAAUGUGUAAGAAGGCUGACACAUUGUUGAAACAGUAUCCGUUGACUGGAAUUUGGCCCGAUCGACUGGAACAUCCGAAAUUUCCGGUUAAACUAGCUCAGCCGAUAAAAACGAUAAAUGCGGAUCGUGAGCCGUUGACGGCGCAAACGUUAAAGCGUAAAUUGCCUCAAACGAUAACGAUAAGUUCGCCGCCAAAACGAAUGAUGCCAUCGAAGAUUGAGAAUGAAAUACCAAUUGAGGAUAUGGUGGUUGAGUUUGCCGAUGAGCAAAUUACUGACGACAUAACGGCGUCGCCUCCAAAAAUACUCAAUAUUGUAAGGCAAGCGCCGAUAAAAAUCCUCAAUAAACAUGCAUCGAUCAAAUCGAUUGAGCCAGUGUUGCGAACGCCGAUUUUAAAAACCAAUGAGGAUGGUAACAUUGAGGUUGUAUCGGAGAUUAUGGAGACCUACGAGUCGGACGUGGAUCCAAUAAAAAAUGCGUUACCAGUCGAAACGAAUGUGUUCCCGUGCCAUUACUGUGAACGUUCAUUUCCAUUGCGUCAGCUGUUGGACAUUCAUGUGGCCAAUCAUGUACGCGAUCGGAAGUUCCAGUGCAGCGUAUGCAAUAAGGGAUUCUUCAGCAAGUAUGAUUUGGGCAAACAUGAACUGAUUCACACAGGAGAGAAGCCGUUCAAGUGUGUGGUUUGUGGAAAGGCAUUUUCACGAUCGACAUUGCUGCGACGACACGAAAAAAUCCAUUCGGAUCAACCGAAAUUCUUGUGCGCUUAUUGCGAACGGCCAUUCUUGUCGAAGGAAGAAUGGGAGAAACACACGCAAAACCAUCAGAAGAAACGACCAUUCAAGUGUGACGUGUGCAACAAGGGAUUCGCUUUUAAACAAGGCCUUGAGCGACAUGAAGUUGUUCAUUCAAGAGAUCAACCAUUCAAAUGUGAACACUGCGACCAAGGAUUCUCAACACAAGGCAAAUUGGCACGACAUUUGACAGCCCAUGCCGGCGAUCGUCCAUAUCCAUGUCGAAUUUGUGACAAAUCCUAUUUGCUGAGCCAUCAUUUAACGCGGCACAUGCGUUCUCACAAAGAAAAUAGUCAAAUCAUCCACAAAUGCACGGAAUGCGAUCUCUCCUUUGGAAAACGCGACGAAUUGGUUGCUCAUUCGUCGUUGCAUGCAACGGAAAAUCUCAUAUGCCCACUAUGCAAGACAACAUUUGAAAGUGUCGAUGAAGUUUCCGAACAUAUAAAACAGCACACCGAAGGCGAGCAAUUUGCCUGCGAAUUCUGCGAUUUAAUCUUUUUGACCGAGACCCAAUUGCACGAGCACAGUGACACCCAGCACUUGGAAGAGAUUGAAUUGUACGACAUGGCGAAUGCGAAUGAGGAGAGUCUUGAUGAAGAAGGUGUUGAAUAUGCAUCGGUCAAACCGGAAUCGGAUGAAAUCAUUGAAUACACCGAACAAGUUGAGGUCAUAACACCCGAAGAGCUGAAUGAGGUGUCACCGAAACCGAAACCGGCCAAUCGUAGCUAUGGAAAAGCCACCGCCAAACCGAUUGUCAAAACGACAAAACCUGUGGUUAAAUUGGAGGAAAACAGUUCAAAUACACCGAGCGCUACGGUUCGUUCUCCAAACACUCGAGCUUCAGUGUCGAAAAUUGCACCACCAGCCAACGAGAAAACAUUCGAAAAACCCAUCAGUACACGAUCGAGCAAAACUUCACCCAGCAAAUCGAUUACACCGGAAAAAACACCAACGGUAGCGGUGACGGCUCCAGCUAAAAAAACCAUAUCACAAACUUCACUCACCAAAUUCCUUACCAUCAAACCCAAAUCGGAUGAACAAAGCGAUUCCAACACACCAACGCUCAAGAAACUCAUUCCAUUACCAACGUUGAAAACGAUCAACAAGGAUGAUGCGAAAGUCACCACCACUAAAGUCGGCAAUAAAUUGGUCAAAGUCAAACAAAUUCGCAUGACCAAAGCACAACUUGAUGCACUCACGAAAGAGGGCAAAAUCGAAAUGCGCGGCAAUCAAGUGAUCAUCAAAAAAAACUCACCAAAGAAAAAGUAAUCGAUUUGGCGUUCGGAAGAUAAGUCUUUGGACAAUGACUUUUGUUGAUGCCAUGAUUCUAUGGUACAUCAAACGGCUCCGGAAUGUUCAGCACACUUACAGUGCCAACAAGUCAAUUCGAUUCAGAAACUUUUUGACAUUUGUAUUUCCUUCUUUUAAGUAGUUUUUAGUUUUUUUUUUCGGUAGUUUUUAGCAUUGCAAUUGCAAUUCCAUUGCUAACAAUGGAAAUGAUCACUAAAAUGACAAUCACAUCAGUUCAAUUCAGAUUUUUUUUUUGAACAAACUUUUUUCUUUUCUUUUCAUUGCGUGGGCAAGAUUUCCGAAAAAAAAUUGAAAUUCCUCUUAAAAGAGAAUCAAAUUUUCUCGGAAUGAAAAAAGUCUUGAAAAUGUCUAAAACGAAAAACUUUUGUAAAAGUUCCGGAAUGAAAAGAAAACAAAUAUCUGAAAAGCGUUUUUCAAAAAAUUGCCAUCACUUCCCAUGUGAACCAUUUGCGGAGAAAUUCCGUGCACAGCGGAGCUGUGCGGAGUUCGGCGGAGAUGCCAUACAUACACUAUAUCUAAAGCAGUGCGCUCAUGGCUACUUAGAUGUGUAUUGAACAAUAGAAAUGUAAACACAGCAAAGAGUGCUGUUUCGCUCACACGUAUAGCGUAUGUACGGUAUCUCCUCCGAACUCCGCACAGCUCCGCUGUACACUGGAUAUCUCCGCAAAUGGUUCAUUUGGGUUUCUCUCUCUAUCCUCAGAUUAAAAGAGUAAAAUAUAUGGAAUUUGUUCUCAAAUCUCAUUUAAGUUGAAUUUUUUAACAAAAAAUUUUCUUUUUUUUUUGUAUUCAUCUUGAUUUUUUCGUUGUCAUUUUGAUUUAAAUCAAAAGAAUGUCACAUAAAUUUACUUUUCUCAUAAAAAAGGUCAAAAAUGUCAAUUUUAAUGGCAAAAUUCUGUAGAGAAACAAGAAGAAAUCAAUAGUUAAUUGCUUUAAAAAAAAAAUGUGUUGUAGAUUUGUAGAAGAGCUAAAAAAAAGUGCUUACCGUGGCUCGUUUUAUAUAAAACUUUCUCUUUGAGCAUAUUUUAAUUUGUAACCAAAAACCAGUUGAAUAAAAGAAAAUAAAACGAAAAGUUUCGUGUAAAUAGA
Molecule: messenger RNA, 3702 nt
Organism: Sitodiplosis mosellana (orange wheat blossom midge)
Lineage: Eukaryota; Metazoa; Arthropoda; Insecta; Diptera; Cecidomyiidae
Product: zinc finger protein 596-like
Exons: 4
Coding region: 268-2574 (768 amino acids)
Cellular component (GO): nucleus
Molecular function (GO): zinc ion binding
Source: RefSeq, a predicted model, not a curated record